AACCGCAGCGUGCGUCGUGUUUAGCGCGUGCACCGCCUCGUGGGCCGCUCAAACAGUCGCGCGCGCGCGAGCGAGUUGCAAAAAGAAAGAAGGAAGCAGUUCCGCCCCGAGAAGCUGAAAGAGGCCGAAGAAGAGUCCAAACAGCAGAAAAGCGAGCAACAGCCGGCUGAGACGCGGGUUUGUUCGAAGCCGCGGCUUUUCACGGCUUUUCACGGCUUUUCGCGGCUUUUCACGGCUUUUCGCGGCUUUUCACGGCGUUCUGGCGGAAACUUGGCGGAACUUUGGAUCUCAGGUGUGGCUCCGCGCGACGCGGCCGACCGUUAAAACACAGCCGCAGCUGCUGUUGGACGACAGGACUCGGACCAAGAAAAGACCCGGACCGAGGAAGGACCCAGAUCAAGAGAAAUCCCAGUUGAAAUGAGUGGAGAAGAGCAAAGAUACAAAGUGGUGGUGGUCGGGGGAGGAGGGGUGGGGAAGAGCGCCCUGACCAUCCAGUUCAUCCAGUCCUACUUUGUGUCGGACUACGACCCCACCAUUGAGGAUUCCUACACCAAGAACUGCACUGUGGAUGGAAUAGAGACCCGCCUGGACAUCUUGGAUACAGCUGGCCAGGAGGAGUUUGGAGCGAUGAGGGAACAGUACAUGAGAUCAGGAGAAGGCUUCUUACUGGUGUUUGCUCUCAACGACCGGGGCAGUUUUCAUGAGGUCUGUAAGCUGCACACCCAGAUCCUGAGAGUGAAGGACCGGGAUGAUUUUCCAAUGCUGUUGGUUGGAAACAAGGCUGACCUGGAGCAGCAAAGAGUGAUCUCCAGAGAGGAUGCUCAGGCGUUUGCCAGAGAGAACAAGAUCCACUACAUGGAGGCUUCUGCUAAGAAUCGCCACAAUGUGGACGAAGCCUUCCUGGAGCUGGUCCACAUUAUCAGACAGUUUCAGGAGAUGGAGAGUCCUCCUCCUCCAGCACCUCACACAGGGAAACAGAAGAGUGGUGGCUGUCCCUGUGUCAUCCUCUGAGCUCUGUUUCUAUGGACACCAAAUCCUCAUUCAGCUCUAGCUUGUACAACAUGGUGUGUGUGUGUGUGUGUGUGUGUGUGUAUGUGUAUGUGUGUGUGUUUGUGAGUGAGAGAGACAGUGACAGACAAUUUGCAUCAUCAUGCUCAUCUAUCCAGACUGUUUUAUUUUGCACUUUUUUUUAAAUUUUGGUUUUAAUGACCAUGGUUUGGCCAAUCAGGAAGCAGCACACCGAUGACACUGAUCAAUAAUUAUAUUAAUAAUUACUGUCCACAGACUUAACUGAAAAGCCUGAGAAAGAUGCAGUGUCUUCUCUCCAUGUGAACAUCUGAGUGUGGGAUAGGUGCAGGAAUGGUGUGGGCGGCGGGUAAGAUGUGACACUCCCAUCGGUGUGGCGUCAUGUUGCUGAGCGUCCUGCAGAGGGCAGCAGAGAUUCGCGGUCAGACCAUGAGAGGAAGCAAAGACAACAGACGUUUCCCUUCUCCUCCUGUUUCUCACGAUUACACAUCCUGUACAAAACAUCCAGAAACGGUGACUGGCAGCUUCUAGGUCCGGAUCACGUUGUGGAUUAUCCACGUAGAGCUUCCGUUUAUUGAGUGUUGUUGUGUGAGUUCUGCAUGGGCCACGUCACCGAGAAACUGACUCAGACGUCCCAUGAUGGCGCUUUAAUGAACCGCAGCCUCACGCUUUGCACAUGUCACCCCAACCAAUGUGUGAGGUGUUGGGCUGAUGUAUACUUCCCGGUACUUCCUUAACUGUAUGUACAUGACCAUAGUCAAAGAAAGCGGUACAUGUUGUCAACAUAAACCUGGAUUAGACCGGAUCCAUCGUUAGACUGAUGUGUAACCAGGAUACCACGGUGAGGAUGAGGCUUCUUGGGUACCACAGAGGUGAAAAGGUGUCAGUCAGCCUCGCCGGCCUCGUGCUCGUGGUCCUCGCCAUGGCUUAGUUUCUGGUGUCUGAUCUAAAUGUCCUUGUCUGGUUUCACCUUUAAGUCAAGAGGUUUUGGUGUUUUUUCACCUGGCCAGAUCACCAUGGUAACUGAAAGCUCCAGAGCAGCUUGGAUUGGAAGGAUCAGACUCGGUUGGUUUAACCCUUCUGUCCUCUUGCAGUUUCCAUUCGGUGAUCAUUUCAGCUGUUACCACUAGUGGCAUGAACUUCUUUACUCAUCAGUAUUUUUCAGCUUUUUAUUUAUUUUUAGUUUUUAUGAAACACUUCAGUUCUGCUCAAAACUCCCAGACAAACAGCUGUUUGAAUCCUUUCAUUUACAGUUUGACCAUUUGAAUAAAAAACAGCAGAAAACAUUAUUUUCCAUAUGAUGACUGUCGAUGGCUCUUUGGUGGUGAUUAAUCUGGAUAUACGGUUUAUUUUUGCCCCUCUGGGGACCUUCAUGGCAAAAUGUCCCACUGACUUGCAUUAAAAGUACAUAUUUUAAUCUCCCAGUCAUUCCAGUUUAAACCCAUUCAUUCUGUAAUGUCAGUGUUUCGUUAGGAGGAACAGAUGGUUUACAGUCUUACUGAAUUCCCACCUGGUUCCUCUGCUUUCCUGUCAUAGGCACACGCAGGAAAUGCUGCUUUUUUUUACCAGUUGUAUUAUGGAACUGUGGGACCACAAGGGGGUGCUAAGAUUUGUUUGUGUGUGUGUGUGUGUGUGUGUGUGUGUGUGUGUGUGUGUGUGUGUGAAAUAUGUGAAAUGUUUGUUUUAAUGGAAGUCAGUGGGACAUUUUUGGCCAUGAAGAUCUGCAGAGGGAGGAUCUGAUACUACAUAGACCACCACCGAUGACCCACCCACCUGAUAUCAAACUGGGAUUUAAGGAGUUAAAACCCUAAAAAUGUUGGUAGUUUUGAGCAGGUCUGAAGUUGUUUCAAUGAUUUGUGGAAGAAAUUGAUUUAUGAUGAUAGCAGUUUGUGUGCCUUGAAGGUCACCAGAGGACGCUGAUUAGAGGAGGCAAAGGGUUAAACGCUCACGCUGGAAACAUGGAGCUCGUUCAGCUGCUGGCUUCUUUUAACCACCAAAGAUUUUUUAAUCCGCUAGAAAACCUGCAUCAUAUCGGCCAGCGAGCUCAGUGAUGAUCCCUGUUGUAGAUUUUAUCCUGAACAGUUCUGCUUUCUGCUGAUUUUCGAUCUGACACAAAAGAAAUGCUCUUUCCAUCAGAAUAAUUCACCUAAUAAAAUUUAUAUUUUUCACAUUU
This is a messenger RNA of Melanotaenia boesemani (Boeseman's rainbowfish), 3199 nucleotides long. RefSeq names its product RAS related (gene rras). Lineage: Eukaryota; Metazoa; Chordata; Actinopteri; Atheriniformes; Melanotaeniidae. The record is from RefSeq and is a predicted model, not a curated record. Gene Ontology annotation, biological process: signal transduction. Gene Ontology annotation, molecular function: GTP binding; GDP binding; GTPase activity. The transcript has 7 exons. Gene Ontology annotation, cellular component: plasma membrane. Bases 418 to 1011 code for a protein of 197 amino acids.